Molecule: messenger RNA, 915 nt
Organism: Rhopalosiphum maidis (corn leaf aphid)
Lineage: Eukaryota; Metazoa; Arthropoda; Insecta; Hemiptera; Aphididae
Product: coiled-coil domain-containing protein 25
Exons: 6
Coding region: 288-914 (208 amino acids)
Source: RefSeq, a predicted model, not a curated record
AUUGCGAAAUCGGCGGGGACGCGAUACACUGCGCGCACGUUUCGUCGUCGAAUUCGUUUUGACAAAUUAUUGGCUAUUAAUACCGACUGCCUGGUGUCGUCGCAAUACCGUCCGCUGCAAUUUAUUAGUGCUCUCGACUAGCGCAGUAGACGUUUGAUUGUCGAUCGGCAGUGUUUCGUUCACCAUCGCACAUCUGUAACGAAUCGCGUUUGUCGUUUCUCGUUAUAGUUUCACAUUAGGUGUUCGCCGCCUACCAAUUCGCACCGAAGAUCUAAGCGGCACCUACGAUGGUGUUACAGUACACGAGCACAGCCGUCGACCCACCUGUUACGCUGCUGAGAGGUGUCGACAGCUAUGAAAAUGAUGAACUUAUUGAAAAUAUGUUACCUAUAGAUGUGUGGUUUCAUGUGGAUAGCCUCUCAUCAGCUCAUGUGUAUCUAAGGUUAAAAGAGGGCCAAACAAUUGAUGAUAUACCUAAACCAUUAUUAGAGGAUGCAUGCCAAUUAGUUAAAGCAAACAGUAUUCAAGGAUGCAAAUUAGCUGAAGUUAAAGUUGUCUACACAAUGUGGUCAAAUCUUAAAAAAUUACCAGGCAUGAAACCUGGUGAAGUGUCUUUUGUUAAUCCUAGUAGUGUAAAAAAGGUUAAUGUGAAAAAAGAAAAGACUAUUGUUAAUAGAUUACAAAAGACCGAAAAAAGUAUAGUUAUUGAUUAUGAGAGUGAGAGAGCUGAUUGGGAUCGAAAAGAAACUGAGAAGAAGAAAGCAGAAAGAAAAAUUAAUUUAGAAAAGAAAAAGGAAGAAGAGCGUAGAAAUCGCGAAGCUGCUGAACUUAAAUCUUACUCAUCUCUUAUGAAAACGGAAAAUAUGACAGCCAAUACUGAUUAUUCUGGCUAUGAUUCAGACAGUUUUAUGUAAA